Chinchilla lanigera (long-tailed chinchilla) is the source of this 2697-nucleotide messenger RNA. RefSeq names its product membrane bound O-acyltransferase domain containing 1 (gene Mboat1). Lineage: Eukaryota; Metazoa; Chordata; Mammalia; Rodentia; Chinchillidae. Gene Ontology annotation, molecular function: acyltransferase activity. The record is from RefSeq and is a predicted model, not a curated record. Gene Ontology annotation, cellular component: membrane. Gene Ontology annotation, biological process: lipid modification.
GGCCUGUCCCACCGCACCACGGGCUCCACCUGCCUCCUGCCGCUCAGCGAGCUGCUGCGCAUCCCGCUGGACCAGGUUAACUUCGUGGCAUGCCAGCUCUUUGCCUUGUUUGCUGCUUUCUGGUUUCGCAUCUACUUACAUCCUGGGAAAACAAGUUCUGAGGUCCGGCAUGCAUUUGCCACCAUUUUGGGCAUUUAUUUUGUCAUUUUUUGCUUUGGCUGGUAUUCCAUACAUCUUUUUGUGCUGGUGUUAAUGUGUUACGGAAUUCUGGUCACCGCAAGUGUAUCCAAUAUUCACAGAUACACCUUUUUUGUAGCCAUGGGAUACCUUACAAUAUGCCACAUCAGCCGAAUAUACAUCUUCCACUAUGGAAUUCUCACUACAGAUUUUUCUGGGCCUCUGAUGAUUGUCACCCAGAAGAUCACCACCUUGGCCUUCCAAGUUCAUGAUGGACUAGGUCGAAAGGCUGAAGACCUCUCUGGUGAGCAGCACCAACUUGCUGUGAAAGUGAAGCCUUCUUUUUUGGAAUAUUUAAGCUACCUUCUCAAUUUCAUGAGCGUCAUUGCUGGUCCUUGUAACAACUUCAAGGACUACGUGGCCUUCAUCGAAGGGAGACACAUACACAUGAAGUUGCUGGGCGUGAACUGGAAACACAAAGGUUUCCACAGCUUGCCGGAGCCUUCUCCAAAUAGAGCUGUGAUACAGAAGUUGUGCGUCACCUCGCUGUCUCUCCUUUUGUUUUUGACACUCACAAAGACAUUCCCCAUCACCUGCCUCGCCGAUGACUGGUUUGUCCAUAAAGCAGACUUUCUGACUCGGCUCUUGUACUUGUAUGUGGUCAUGCAAGCCACAAAGCCCAAGUAUUAUUUCGCAUGGACGUUAGCUGAUGCAGUCAAUAAUGCAGCUGGUUUCGGGUUCAGCGGAGUGGAUAAAAGUGGGAAUUUCUGUUGGGAUCUGCUUUCUAACCUAAACAUCUGGAAAAUUGAGACUGCCACAAGUCUCAAGAUAUACUUAGAAAACUGGAAUAUUCAGACAGCAGCUUGGCUAAAAUGUGUUUGCUAUGAGCGGGUUCCAUGGUACCCUACGGUGCUAACCUUCAUCCUGUCUGCUCUGUGGCAUGGUGUCUACCCUGGGUACUAUUUUACCUUCUUAACUGGAGUCCUUGUCACAUUAGCAGCAAGAGCGGUGAGGAACAACUGCAGACAGUACUUCCAUUCUUCCAAAGCUCUCAAGGCUGUUUAUGACCUGGUGACCUGGGCUACCACGCAGCUGGCCGUCUCUUACAUAGCAGCACCUUUCGUGAUGUUGGCAGUUGAACCAACCAUCAGUUUAUACAAGUCCAUGUACUUUUACCUACAUAUCCUAAGUCUCCUGGUCAUACUUUUUCUGCCAAUCAAACCACAAGCCUAUGCAUCAAGGCAGCCUCGGACUCUGAAUUCUGUUCAUAAGAAGAAAAUAGAUUGAUACCUCGGAGAUGAGCUGAAUGAGUGAAAUUGCAAAACAUUGGAAAGAGGAGAUGAAAAAGCUCAAGGGUUCUCUAGUUCUUUAGAGGCGAUGUUUACACACAUCUUUUCUUUUUGAAUUGCAGGGAGUAUUUUUAUAAAGCCUUUAUGCAUAGUUAAAUCAGCCUUGUCAGCUUCAUUGUCUUAAUAUUUUAUAGGACUUCUCAGUGGUGUGGAGAUUGGAAGAAUGUACCAGAGCUUCAGACACAGUCCAUUUGGGGCCACUGGGUCUCUGUUUUUCUGGCAUGAUUUCUAGCUACUGACAUCUGGAUGCUGGGAAUCCAGGCGUUGACUCCAAACUUAGAGUUAGAAGAGUUAGAAGGUGAUUGCUUAGGAAAAUUUAUCAUGGCUUUCUUCGAUUAGAAUAUCCCCACACAUGGUUGUUCCUCAGAAAGGUCCAAACUCUUUACAUGAUAUGUGACAUUAUGGACAAAAUAACCACACUCAGAAGACCCCAGAGGAGGAGACGGAUCACGGAGGGAGGUUUUCAGGGUACGGAAAGCUCUGUGAGCUAGGAAGACUAACCUGAACACUUGAAUGGACUGGUGUGCCUGCAGCUAGGCUGCACUUUUUUUUUUUUUUGAAGGAAUGUGACCCUUUUUCUUCUGAACUGAGCCAAGAUGAAAAUGAGAAAGGCUCCCAUCGGUGUAUGAGGGAGCCUCCCGUUUCCAUUUCCUGUGCACCUGCUUCCAUUGCCUCGCGCAGAAAUGGCCUGAGAAGACGCCCAGAUAUUCCCACCGUCAAAGGCAGAAGAAUGCCUUUCACAGAAACAAAAAGUGAAAGUUAGGUAGAAGUUUGGUGAGAAGCAGCAGAUGUUCCUCUUUUCUCCCUCCAUUUCAUGCGGGUGUUAAUGAUCAUGGCCAUGAUGUGUACACGGGCUGAUUUUCAUUUCCCCAGUUUCGUAACCGAUUAAACCCAGCUUGGCUUUGUUUUUGCUGCAUCAUCAUAUUGGAAACAGAAACAGAAAGUUUUCUGUCUUUGUUAUGAACGUACUGUGGCUCCUUUGAGCAGCUUCUAUUGGGGGAAUAGUCUGUGUGGAAGAAGGAAAUAUAUUAAACGUGGAAAAUAAUAAUGAUAAUAUUGAAUAUAUGCUGCAGUGAUGUGCCUUCAAUCAAACAACUUGGGAGGAGAAAAUUUGUUCAGAGCAGAUGGUAAAAUGUUUUUCACUGAAUAAAUGGUAUGUUUCUAUAUAAAA